Closterium sp. Naga37s-1 is the source of this 20235-nucleotide messenger RNA. NCBI's taxonomy places the organism in Eukaryota, Viridiplantae, Streptophyta, Zygnematophyceae, Desmidiales, Closteriaceae. The record is from the annotation of a GenBank genome assembly.
AUGGGUACAACACGAGGACUUCCCGGGAGGUCACCCAGCCCAGUAGUGCUCUCGCCCACUGGGGGGGCCACUGAAGGGGGGGAUGUGAUAGUGAUAGAGGAGGAUGAGGUAGAGGACGGCAUGCACAUCGACGGGCCACUGGCCCAAUACCUCACGCUUGACGGCGAGGCUGACUCGGCCCCCCUGCAGCCUCGUGUCGAGGUCCCUGUAGCAUCCUGGGGGGCAGCCAAGGCCCUGGCCUUCUUGGCGGAGCCGUGCUCCCCGACCCCCACGCUGUUCCAUGGCCAGCCCCCCUCUCUGUCCCCAACGCCUGACACCACGCUUACAGACGGUCCGCCAGGAGAGCACGCGGGCACGGCGAGGGCAGAGCCUCCUACACCCAGCCCCAUCCUUGCCCCUCACCCCUCCUCGCCCCUUUCCUCUCCCCUAAGAGCAGCACACUCCCGCCCCCACCCUCAGGGGCUCCCUCUAGCAUCACGGGGAGCAGCCAGGGCCAUGGCCUUCUUGGCGGAGCCGUGCUCCCCGACCCCUAACACCAUCCAGUCACCCCCCACCAGCCCACUACCCCCACCCCCUCCAGGUCCUCCCCCACCCGGGGCUAUGCACAUUUCAGAGGUUCAAACCUCAACCCUGCCACACCCGCCUCCAUCCGCGCAUUGCCCCACACCCUACACACACCCAAAUCACCCAACUCGCCGCACAACCCCAACCCUCCCACCCUCCUCACACCAACCCCCCCAAGCAUCCAAGUCCCAACCACAAGGACCCCUGCCCCUAGCUCAGGGAGGCGACACCAUGGGCGCGGGGCCCACAGGAGGGGUUGCCAGUGGGAGGGGCUCUGGUGCCAACGUACAGCAUGGGGGCACAACCUCUGAACCUCAUUCCCCCCUCAAUCCCCCCCCUUCCACCACGCAGCCACCACAGACCUCACUCCCUCCACUACAAGCACCACGCCCUAACCGCUACAUUGCUCCAGCCCUUCGCCCCCCACCCACAACCCCCGCCUACAGCCUGCCUCACCACGAGUGGCCCCGUUGGGCAGACAUCGCCCCCCACAUACAGCCCACCACGGAGGGUGAUGUCAUGGGGAGAAGAGGGAUGCACACUGAGCUUCCUCUACCUAGCCAACCACCCAUCCUCCCCUCACCCAUCCCCUUAGCCUCUCAGCCCGCCCUUCCCUCACAACCAGACAGGGACAACCAAAACCAGGUUGGCCGUCGACGGAAGAAGAAAGGCAAAGGCGGCAAGGGGCCAGCUCACCUAAUCCCCCCUCCCUCCCUUCCCCUCCAGCCGCCCCUCCUCACCCCACAUCCCACUGAACCUGCACCAGGCCCUACCCCUACAUACCAACCACCAAACUCACACCCCCCUCCCGUACCUGCCCCUCCACAGGGCCAUGGGAGCGAUCCAGCCCACUCACCCCCGGGCCGCCUCUCCCUUCCUCUAAACCCCCCCCAGGUGGCGGCAGCCGUGUGCGCUGCCGGGAUGGAGGCCGACGGGAUGAGGGAUGCGCCCAUGGCAGACGCCACCGACUCCCCUUCCCAUGCCUCCCACCCCAUCCAUGUCGACAGCCCCCUACCACAACCCAUGGUCAUUGGGGAGGGCCAAGGGGGCUUUCUAGGGCAGGGUCCACACCCGGGCUCUGCUCAGCCAGCACGCCCCACCCCACCCUCUACCCUGCCAGCCCUCCUACCCUCACCAGCAGGCAGGCAGGUCACCGGGACCCCAGAGGAGGUGAGGGCUGCCAUCUCAGAUCUGCUGGCGAUACAGAGCCCGAGCAGCCCCCCGGCUGCCCCCACCCUACCAGUCCCACAGGUCCGGACCCGGACGUAUGCGGAGGUCACCCGUUCUGUCCCUUCUUUCAACCCCCCCACUACUCAGCCAGGCGCGUCACUCCCGUCCCCGAUGGAGACGGACCUGGUUCCGAGGCCGUGUCAUUCGCACCUAGACGUGGCGGCGCCUCCCCCCGUUCAGCCCGUUGCCGACACACUACCCGCGACGCAGGAGGGCACCAACAUUAGGGAUGAGGCAUCGGCCCCUGCCGAGACCCCUCCGCCUGGGGUAGCAGAGCCGCCACUUGGACCGCACCCCGCCGAGGGACAGGGGCACACCACGGCACACACUUCUGGCUCACCUCCACGUCCCCCCCCCCUAGCUUCGGGACCGGUACCGCCACGAGGCCCAGCCCCAUCCUGUGUGGCACCACCUUUAUCUUGUCCGACACCCCCCCUGCACGGGGCCGGCGAGUCCUCUCCUCCCCUUAUCCCAGGUGAUCCUCUUGGAGUUCAGGCCGCCCAUGGGGUCCCCUCUACAGCCAGUUCCGACGCCACGGCCCCGAUCGACCCCACCGACACGGCGACGUCACCCGACCAGGUCGUGAGAUGCCCCACCUGCAGGAGCUCUCUCGCGAGCCGACGCGCGCUUCAGCACCACACGCCCUUCUGCCAUCCUGCGGACGCAGCUCGUAGGGCACAGGCCCUCCACGACACCUCAUCUGUCCUCCCAUCCCUCUCGGAGCCACAGGGGACGAGGACGCAUUUCACAGAUGCACAGUGGCAGACGUUGGACUCCUUCGACUGGUCGGAGUAUUUCUCGCCAGAGCGCACCCACGCCCGCCCUCUCCGACGCAUUCCAACUAGGGUUCGCGGAGGAUAUCUUGACGUCCUCUGCACGAUCUUAGCCCGUGUAUCCCAGUAUCCCGAGGCUCCGGGCCCUACCUUCCUCCUCGCCGCUGCACCCACACUUCUCCUCAUGCAGGCGACCCCGCCAGACCGCUCGCACACGACUGCCAUCGCAGCACGGGUCUCCCGCUUCAUGCGAGGUGAGUGGACAGAGCUACUCUCUGAGGCCCUGAUCCGUCGCACCCCCCUUCCUCGACGCACAUCCCGGCGCGCACGUCCGGUCGCCACCCAGUCCACCGCAGAUGAGCGUCGCAUUGCACGUUGCCUCCGUCUGGCGGCGUGCAAUGAGACCUCACGGGCCUGCGCGGCUCUUGAGUCCGCGGAGGCCGCCCCAGAUACACAGGGGACGACGCAGCGCCUGAAGUCGAAGCACCCCAACGCGGAGAGGCCGACCCCAGCUUGGCUGUCGGACUACCAGGGGACUGCUCUCACAGCUCCUCGCCUUCUUUCGGCAUGUGUCAGCACUCGCCCGCAGUACCUGUCGAGGACUGUCCCUCCCUCACCCGCAGUGCUCUCUAGCUUCGCACGCUGGGACGCACACCUGGGAGAGACUUUUCAGCAGCUUUUAGCGUCAGGGACAUGGGCAUGCCGCGAGGACGUCAAAGAUGCCGCCAGCGACCAGAUCUUCCUCCCCAUCCGCCUUGGGGGUUUCGGCAUUCGUCGCAUGGAGCGCAUUGCCCCGAGCUUUGCUUCCGGUGAGACGGAGCAGAUCGACCCAUCCCUACGGACGACGCUGGAGGGCCUUCCACCUGACAUCCUCUCUCUCCUCCCACCCUGGCCCUCUUGUGCCUCUGCCUCCCCCGAUUCCCUUUUUGCAGGAGCGAGCCGCCUUCUGGAGGCGCAUGCCUUGGAGGCCGGGGCUGAGGCGGGACUGCCGGGCGGCGGGGCACAGUGGGGACAGCAUCAGCUGCGGGGUCGGGUGGCGCGAGGGGCAGGUGGGCAGAGGGGACGGCAGGGGGUGCAGACCAGCCAGGGCGGAGAGGGGGGACAGCAGAGGCAGCAGCAGGAGAGCCAGCACAGGUCGCAGGCUCAGGGCGCCGCGCCUCAGGGUGUGGGCUCGGGGGUGGGGCAGGGACGAGAGCAGCAGAGAGCGGACGGGGGUACAGGGGGGGCGGGGAGAUUGGGAGGUGAGGUUCAGGGAGUGAGAGAGGCAGCAGGGGAUCGAGCAGGGAGGUUGGGAGGUUUGGGGGAGGGUAGAGAGGGGGAGGGGAGAGGACAGGUGGGUGGAGGAGAGGAUAGGGGGAGAGAGACGACAGGAGAGGAGGCACCGAGGGACCAGACAGGGCAGCAGCCAGCGCAGCAGCAGGGACCAGCCGGACGCACAGGCCGUACAGGCACCUCCUCCCGCAUCCCAGACCUCACCUGCCGAGACGUUGGGCAGACUUUGAUGGUUCUUGUGGAUGUCUCCAUAGCGGAUCCACAGCGGGAGGGGAACGUGCAGCUGGGACGGGCGACCCCCACACAGAUUGGAGUGGCAGCAGCUAGGCGGGUGCAGGAGAAGCUGCGUCACUGGGGGCCGCACUUAGAGGGGUUGCAGCCGGCACCACACUUUUACGCGUGCGUGGCUGAGACCUUUGGCCUACUGAGCGAGCCGUUGCGUCAGUUCCUGGGGCUCUGCGCGAAGAGGAUAGCACAGCGGAGGAGGGAUUGGGGAGGAGGGGAUGACGGAUCAGCACGGAUAUUUGAGAUAGGACUCACUACACGUCUCUCCGUGGCACUGCAGCGCGCGCAGGCUCGAUGCAUCUUACAGCAUGCAUCACACCCCCUGCCCCCUCAUGCCACCCGCUCCCCCCGCCCCUACCCUCCGCGUGCCCGCUCCCUUGCCGCCUCUUUUGACCCUCCCUGCCCCCGCCUGCCCAUGCCCCUGUCUUUGGCUUCUCCCCUCCCUGCCCCACGUUUCUUCCCUCCCUGCCCCCCCUCUGCCCCUCCCUUGUUUUCCCCUCACCCAUUGCUUCUCCCCUCCCUGCCCUUGAUUUCCCGCACCCCUGCCCUUGUUUCCUACCAUCCAUGCUCCUCGUUUCCCCCCUUUGUACGUUCAGCCUCUUCCCUCCCUGCCCCUCCCUUCCUCCCCCCCUGCCCUUUGCUUUCCCCUCUCCCAUCCAACCGCCCCCACCCUCCCCCGGCUGCCCGUUUCCGCUCUCCACCCCCGCGACCGUGUGCGGCUUCCAACCGCCCAACGGUGGAGCCCCUCCCCACCCCACAUCCCGCUGAACCCUUACCAGGCCCUACCCCUACAGGCCGACCACCAAACUUACACUCCCGUCCCGCACCUGCACCUCCACAGGGCCAUGGGAGCGGACCAGCCCACUCACCCCCGGGCCGCCUCUCCCUUGCUCUACCCCCCCCCCAGGUGGUGGCGGCGGCCGCGAGCCCUGCCAGGAUGGUGGCCGACGGGUUGAGGGAUGCGCCCAUGGCAGACGCCACCGACUCCCCCUCCCAUCCCUCCCACCCCUUCCAUGUCGACGACCCCCUACCGCAACCCAUGGUGAUUGGGGAGGGCCAAGGGGGCCUUCUAGGGCAGGGUCCACACCCGAGCUCUGCUCAGCCAGUACGCCCCACCCCACCGUCUACCCUGCCAGCCCUCCUACUCUCACCUACAGACAGGCAGGUUAUCAGGACCCCAGAGGAGGUGAGGGCUGGCAUCUCAGAUCUGCUGGCGAUACAGCACCCGAGCAGCUCCCCGGCUGCCCCCACCCUACCAGCCCCACAGGUCCGGACCCGGACAUAUGCGGAGGUCACACGUUCUGUCCCUUCUUUUAUCCCCUCCGCUACUCAGCCAGGCGCGUCACUCCCGUCCCCAAUGGAGACGGACCUGGUUCUGAGGCCGGGUCACUCGCACCUAGACGGGGUGGCGCCUCCCCCCAUUCAGCCCGGGGCGCAGGAGGUCACCAGCAUUAGGGAUGAGGCGCCCGCCCCUGCCGAGACCCCUGCAGAGCCGCCACUUGGACCGCACCCCGCCGAGGGGCAGAGGCACACCACGGCACACACUUCAGGCUCACCUCCACGUCCCCCCUCCUUAGCUUCGAGACCGGUACCAGCAGGAGGCCCGGCCCCAUCCUGUGUGGCACCUCCUCUAUCUUCUCCGACACCCCCCCUGCGCGGGGCAGGUGAGUCGUCUCCUCCCCUCAUCCCAGGCGAUCCUCUUGGAGCUCAGGCCGCCCAUGGGGCCCCCUCUACAGCCAGUUCCGACGCCACGGCCCCGAUUGACCCCGCCGACACGGCGACAUCACCCGACCAGGUCGUGAGUUGCCCCACCUGCAGGAGCUCUCUCGCGAACCGACGCGCGCUCCAGCACCACACUCCCUUCUGCCAUCCGGCGGACGCAGCUCGCAGGGCACAGGCCGUCCAUGACGCCACCUCGAUCCUCCCUUCCCUCUCACAGCCCCGUGCGACUGGGAUACAGUUCACUGACGCAGAGUGGCAGACGCUCGACUCGGACCCGGAGGCUGCUGGCCCUACCUUCCUCCUCGCUGCGGCGCCGACCCUUUUCCUCGCUCCAGCGACGCCACCCGACCGCUCGCACACGGCUGCCAUUGCAACGCGCAUCUCCCGCUUUGGUCGAGGUGAGUGGGAUGAGCUACUCUCAGAUGCACUAGGCCGCCGCACACCCCUCUCUCGGCGCACAGGUCACUGGUCACGCACCGCCACCGAUCCCUCCACAGCAGAUGAGCGCCGCAUUGCACGUUGCCUUCGUCUGGCGGCGUGCAAUGAGACCUCUCGGGCCUGUGCGGCUCUUGAGUCCGCGGAGGCAGCCCCAGAUACACAAGGGACGAUACAGCGCCUGCGGUCGAAGCACCCCAACACGGAGAGGCCGACCCCAGCUUGGCUGUCUGGCUUCCAGGGGUCUGCUCUUGUGCUCUCGCCCCAGACAGCUGCUCGCCUUCUUUCGGCAUGUGUCAGCACUCGCCCGCAGUACCUGUCGAGGACCGUCCCUCCCUCGCCCGCAGUGAUCUCCAGUUUUACACGGUGGGACGCACGCCUGGGAGAGACUUUUCAGCAGCUUUUAGCGUCAGGGACCUGGGCUUGUCGUGAGGACGUCCGAGAGGCCGCCCUAGACCAGAUCUUCCUCCCCAUCCGUCUCGGGGGUUUCGGCAUUCGUUGCAUGGCGCGCAUUGCCCCGAGCUUCGCUUCUGGUGAGCCAGAGCAGAUCGACCGGGCUCUGCAGACGGCGCUAGAGGGUCUCCCACCUGACGUUCUCCCUCUCCUUCCCUCCUGGCCCUCUUGCGCUUCUGCCUCCCCUGAUUCCCUUUUUGCAGGAGCGAGCCGCCUUCUGGAGGCGCAUGCCUUGGAGGCCUCGGGACAGCAUCAGCUGCGGGGUCGGGUGGCGCGAGGGGCAGGCGGGCAGAGGGGACGGCAGGGGAUGCAGACGGGCCAGGACGUGGAGGGGGGACAGCAGGGGCAGCAGCAGGAGAGCCAGCGGGGGCCGCGGGCCCAGGGCGUCGCACCUCCGGGUGUGGGCUCGGGGGUGGGGCAGGGGCGAGAGCAGCAGAGAGCGAACGGAGGUACAGUGGGGGGAGCGGGAUCGGGAGGGGAGGACCAGGGAGUGGGAGAGGCAGCAGGGGAUCGAGCAGGGGGGUUGGGAGGGUUGGAGGAGGGUAGAGAGGGGGAGAGGAGAGGACAGCUGGGUGGAGGAGAGGAGAGGGGGAGAGAGACGACCGGAGAGGAGGCACCGAGGGACCAGACAGGGCAGCAGCCAGCGCAGCAGCAGGGACCAGUCGGACGCACAGGCCGGCGGGAGGGGAACGUCCAGCUGAGACGGGCGACCCCCACACAGAUUGGAGUGGCAGCAGCUAGGCGGGUGCAGGAGAAGCUGCGUCACUGGGGGCCGCACUUAGAGGGUUUGCAGCCGGCACCACACUUUUACGCGUGCAUGGCGGAGACUUUUGGCCUUCUGAGCGAGCCGCUGCGUCAGUUUUUGGGGCUCUGCGCAAAGAGGAUAGCACAGCGGAGGAGGGAUAGGGGUGGGGGGGAUGACGGAUCAGCACGGAUAUUUGAGGCAGGACUCACUACACGCCUCUCCGUGGCACUGCAGCGCGCGCAGGCUCAAUGCAUCAUCCAGCAUGCGGUGCGGCAGUUGGGGGGAUCCGACGACGGGUGGAUGCCCGCACCAGUCCCACUGAGUGCAGGGCAGGCCCCUACCCUCCGCGUGCCCGCUCCCUUGCCGCCUCUUUUGACCCUCCCUGCCCCCCUCGCCGUUUCCCACCGCCCGCCAUUCGCUCCUCCCCGCCCGUGCCCUCCCCUCGUUUCCCUUCUCCUCCCCCCUCCCCUCCUCUGCUGCACGCCUCUUCCUUCCCCUCGCCGACCCACUCCACUCCCUGCCCCUCCUCAAUCCGCACCCUGCCCCUCGUUUCUCGCCCCCCUAUGCUUGGCUUCUCCCCUCCCUGCCCCUCGCCGCCUUUCUCCGCUCCCCACCUCCCCCCUCUCUCUGCCCCCCCACUCUCCCCCCCUUGCCCUUGGCUUCCUACCUCCCUGCCCCACCUUUCCCCCCUCUGUGUGCUCAGCUUCUCCCCUCCCUGCCCCUCCCUCCUCCCCGCCCUGCCCCUCAUUUUCCGCCACCCCACGCCCGGUUUCUCACCUCCCCGCACCUCCCUUUCUUUCUCCGUGCCUCUCCUUUGCUCCCUCCCUGCCCCCGCCUGCCCAUGCCCCUGUCUUUGGCUUCUCCCCUCCCUGCCCCACGUUUCUUCCCUCCCUGCCCCCCCUCUGCCCCUCCCUUGUUUUCCCCUCACCCAUUGCUUCUCCCCUCCCUGCCCUUGAUUUCCCGCACCCCUGCCCUUGUUUCCUACCAUCCAUGCCCCUCGUUUCCCCCCUUUGUACGUUCAGCCUCUUCCCUCCCUGCCCCUCCCUUCCUCCCCCCCUGCCCUUUGCUUUCCCCUCUCCCAUCCAACCGCCCCCACCCUCCCCCGGCUGCCCGUUUCCGCUCUCCACCCCCGCGACCGUGUGCGUCUUCCAACCGCCCAACGGUGGCACGGACAACCAGGUUGGCCGCCGGCGGAAGAACAAGGGCAGAGGAGGCAGAGGGUCAGCCACCGUACUCCCCCCUCCCUCCCUCCCCCACCAGGAGCCCCUCCCCACCCCACAUCCCGCUGAACCCUUACCAGGCCCCACCCCUACAGGCCGACCACCAAACUUACACUCCCGUCCCGCACCUGCACUUCCACAGGGCCAUGGGAGCGGACCAGCCCACUCACCCCCGGGCCGCCUCUCCCUUGCUCUACCCCCCCCCCAGGUGGUGGCGGCGGCCGCGAGCCCUGCCGGGAUGGUGGCCGACGGGUUGAGGGAUGCGCCCAUGGCAGACGCCACCGACUCCCCCUCCCAUCCCUCCCACCCCUUCCAUGUCGACGACCCCCUACCGCAACCCAUGGUGAUUGGGGAGGGCCAAGGGGGCCUUCUAGGGCAGGAUCCACAUCCGAGCUCUGCUCAGCCAGUACGCCCCACCCCACCGUCUACCCUGCCAGCCCUCCUACUCUCACCUACAGACAGGCAGGUUAUCAGGACCCCAGAGGAGGUGAGGGCUGGCAUCUCAGAUCUGCUGGCGAUACAGCACCCGAGCAGCUCCCCGGCUGCCCCCACCCUACCAGCCCCACAGGUCCGGACCCGGACGUAUGCGGAGGUCACACGUUCUGUCCCUUCUUUUAUCCCCUCCGCUACUCAGCCAGGCGCGUCACUCCCGUCCCCAAUGGAGACGGACCUGGUUCUGAGGCCGGGUCACUCGCACCUAGACGGGGUGGCGCCUCCCCCCAUUCAGCCCGGGGCGCAGGAGGUCACCAGCAUUAGGGAUGAGGUGCCCGCCCCUGCCGAGACCCCUGCAGAGCCGCCACUUGGACCGCACCCCGCCGAGGGGCAGAGGCACACCACGGCACACACUUCAGGCUCACCUCCACGUCCCCCCUCCUUAGCUUCGAGACCGGUACCAGCAGGAGGCCCGGCCCCAUCCUGUGUGGCACCUCCUCUAUCUUCUCCGACACCCCCCCUGCGCGGGGCAGGUGAGUCCUCUCCUCCCCUCAUCCCAGGCGAUCCUCUUGGAGCCCAGGCCGCCCAUGGGGCCCCCUCUACAGCCAGUUCCGACGCCACGGCCCCGAUUGACCCCGCCGACACGGCGACAUCACCCGACCAGGUCGUGAGUUGCCCCACCUGCAGGAGCUCUCUCGCGAACCGACGCGCGCUCCAGCACCACACUCCCUUCUGCCAUCCGGCGGACGCAGCUCGCAGGGCACAGGCCGUCCAUGACGCCACCUCGAUCCUCCCUUCCCUCUCACAGCCCCGUGCGACUGGGAUACAGUUCACUGACGCACAGUGGCAGACGCUCGACUCGGUGGACUGGACAGAGUACUUCUCGUCCGAGCGUAUCCAUGCACGCCCUCUCCGGCGUGUCCCGGAGAGGGUCCGCGGAGGAUAUCUCGACGUUCUCAGUGCGAUCCUAGUCCGCAUUGCCCAGGACCCGGAGGCUGCUGGCCCUACCUUCCUCCUCGCUGCGGCGCCGACCCUUUUCCUCGCUCCAGCGACGCCACCCGACCGCUCGCACACGGCUGCCAUUGCAACGCGCAUCUCCCGCUUUGGUCGAGGUGAGUGGGAUGAGCUACUCUCAGAUGCACUAGGCCGCCGCACACCCCUCUCUCGGCGCACAGGUCACCGGUCACGCACCGCCACCGAUCCCUCCACAGCAGAUGAGCGCCGCAUUGCACGUUGCCUUCGUCUGGCGGCGUGCAAUGAGACCUCUCGGGCCUGUGCGGCUCUUGAGUCCGCGGAGGCAGCCCCAGAUACACAAGGGACGAUACAGCGCCUGCGGUCGAAGCACCCCAACACGGAGAGGCCGACCCCAGCUUGGCUGUUGCGCAAGCCCCAGACAGCUGCUCGCCUUCUUUCGGCAUGUGUCAGCACUCGCCCGCAGUACCUGUCGAGGACCGUCCCUCCCUCGCCCGCAGUGAUCUCCAGUUUUACACGGUGGGACGCACGCCUGGGAGAGACUUUUCAGCAGCUUUUAGCGUCAGGGACCUGGGCUUGUCGUGAGGACGUCCGAGAGGCCGCCCUAGACCAGAUCUUCCUCCCCAUCCGUCUCGGGGGUUUCGGCAUUUGUCGCAUGGCGCGCAUUGCCCCGAGCUUCGCUUCUGGUGAGCCAGAGCAGAUCGACCGGGCUCUGCAAACGGCGCUAGAGGGUCUCCCACCUGACGUUCUCCCUCUCCUUCCCUCCUGGCCCUCUUGCGCUUCUGCCUCCCCUGAUUCCCUUUUUGCAGGAGCGAGCCGCCUUCUGGAGGCGCAUGCCUUGGAGGCCGGGCGAGAGCAGCAGAGAGCGAACGGAGGUACAGUGGGGGGAGCGGGAUCGGGAGGGGAGGACCAGGGAGUGGGAGAGGCAGCAGGGGAUCGAGCAGGGGGGUUGGGAGGGUUGGAGGAGGGUAGAGAGGGGGAGAGGAGAGGACAGCUGGGUGGAGGAGAGGAGAGGGGGAGAGAGACGACCGGAGAGGAGGCACCGAGGGACCAGACAGGGCAGCAGCCAGCGCAGCAGCAGGGACCAGUCGGACGCACAGGCCGGGUAGGCACCUCCUCCCGCAUCCCAGACCUCACCUGCCGCGACGUUGGGCAGAGUUUGAUGGUUCUUGUGGAUGUCUCCAUAGCGGAUCCACAGCGGGAGGGUAACGUCCAGCUGAGACGGGCGACCCCCACACAGAUUGGAGUGGCAGCAGCUAGGCGUGUGCAGGAGAAGCUGCGUCACUGGGGGCCGCACUUAGAGGGUUUGCAGCCGGCACCACACUUUUACGCGUGCGUGGCGGAGACUUUUGGCCUUCUGAGCGAGCCGCUGCGUCAGUUUUUGGGGCUCUGCGCAAAGAGGAUAGCACAGCGGAGGAGGGAUAGGGGUGGGGGGGAUGACGGAUCAGCACGGAUAUUUGAGGCAGGACUCACUACACGCCUCUCCGUGGCACUGCAGCGCGCGCAGGCUCAAUGCAUCAUCCAGCAUGCGGUGCGACAGUUGGGGGGAUCCGACGACGGGUGGAUGCCCGCACCAGUCCCACUGAGUGCGGGGCAGGCCCCUACCCUCCGCGUGCCCGCUCCCUUGCCGCCUCCUUUGACCCUCCCUGCCCCCCUCGCCGUUUCCCACCGCCCGCCAUUCGCUCCUCCCCGCCCGUGCCCUCCCCUCGUUUACCUUCUCCUCCCCCCUCCCCUCCUCUGCUGCACGCCUCUUCCUUCCCCUCGCCGACCCACUCCACUCCCUGCCCCUCCUCAAUCCGCACCCUGCCCCUCGUUUCUCGCCCCCCUAUGCUUGGCUUCUCCCCUCCCUGCCCCUCGCCGCCUUUCUCCGCUCCCCACCUCCCCCCUCUCUCUGCCCCCCCACUCUCCCCCCCUUGCCCUUGGCUUCCUACCUCCCUGCCCCACCUUUCCCCCCUCUGUGUGCUCAGCUUCUCCCCUCCCUGCCCCUCCCUCCUCCCCGCCCUGCCCCUCAUUUUCCGCCCCCCCACGCCCGGUUUCUCCCCUCCCCGCACCUCCCUUUCUUUCUCCGUGCCUCUCCUUUGCUCCCUCCCUGCCCCUGCCUGCCCAUGCCCCUGUCUUUGGCUUCUCCCCUCCCUGCCCCACGUUUCUUCCCUCCCUGCCCCCCCUCUGCCCCUCCCUUGUUUUCCCCUCACCCAUUGCUUCUCCCCUCCCUGCCCUUGAUUUCCCGCACCCCUGCCCUUGUUUCCUACCAUCCAUGCCCCUCGUUUCCCCCCUUUGUACGUUCAGCCUCUUCCCUCCCUGCCCCUCCCUUCCUCCCCCCCUGCCCUUUGCUUUCCCCUCGUUACGCUCCCUUCUCCCCAUCCCUGCUGCCCUCUUACCACCAUCAGCCCAUCCCCACCACCAGCCCCCCUCCCACCCUUCUCUCCCCCCCUCCCUCUCCCUCUCCCUCUCUCUCUCUCUAUCUCUCUCUCUCUCACACACACACACACACACUCCCCUCCCCCACCCCCCACCCACAUCCUCCCAUUCUGCCCCUCCCUGCCCCUUUCCCACCCCCUCGUAUGCCCCUCACCUCCCACCUCCGUGCAACUGGUUUCCCCCCUAUGGUGCCUCCCUUGCAUCGCUCGCCCCUCUGCUCACCCUCUGCCCGCCCCUUUUCCUUGCCCUCAGCUGGGCCCAGCCCCUGCCCGUUGCUGCCCCUCCCCUUGCCCCCUCAACUCCCCUGCCCCCCGUACACCCCAGUCCCAUCCAACCGCCCCCACCCUCCCCCGGCUGCCCGUUUCCGCUCUCCACCCCCGCGACCGUGUGCGGCUUCCAACCGCCCAACGGUGGUGCGCACGGGGCGUUUCUUCGCACGGGCAAGCCUCCCCGGGGGCCCCCCACCCCGCUGAGUCGUCGUUUGGGCAAAAAAACGAGAAUAAAAGAUUCGGACGCGCAAAAAUCGUCCUUUCUUUUUCCCGCUUGCCCCUCCCCCGGCACGUGCCGAGCAAGGGGCAUAAAUGGGUACAACAUGAGGACUUCCCGGGAGUCACACCCCCUGCCCCCUCAUGCCACCCGCUCCCCCCGCCCCUACCCUCCGCGUGCCCGCUCCCUUGCCGCCUCUUUUGACCCUCCCUGCCCCCCUCGCCGUUUCCCACCGCCCGCCAUUCACUCCUCCACGCCCGUGCCCUCCCCUCGUUUACCUUCUCCUCCCCCCUCCCCUCCUCUGCUGCACGCCUCUUCCUUCCCCUCGCUGACCCACUCCACUCCCUGCCCCUCCUCAAUCCGCACCCUGCCCCUUGUUUCUCGCCCCCCUAUGCUUGCUUCUCCCCUCCCUGCCCCUCCCUCCUCCCCGCCCUGCCCCUCAUUUUCCGCCCCCCCACGCCCGGUUUCUCCCCUCCCCUCACCUCCCUUUCUUUCUCCGUGCCUCUCCUUUGCUCCCUCCCUGCCCCCGCCUGCCCAUGCCCCUGUCUUUGGCUUCUCCCCUCCCUGCCCCACGUUUCUUCCCUCCCUGCCCCCCCUCUGCCCCUCCCUUGUUUUCCCCUCACCCAUUGCUUCUCCCCUCCCUGCCCUUGAUUUCCCGCACCCCUGCCCUUGUUUCCUACCAUCCAUGCCCCUCGUUUCCCCCCUUUGUACGUUCAGCCUCUUCCCUCCCUGCCCCUCCCUUCCUCCCCCCCUGCCCUUUGCUUUCCCCUCUCCCAUCCAACCGCCCCCACCCUCCCCCGGCUGCCCGUUUCCACUCUCCACCCCCGCGACCGUGUGCGGCUUCCAACCGCCCAACGGUGGUGCGCACGGGGCGUUUCUUCGCACGGGCAAGCCUCCCCGGGGGCCCCCCACCCCGCUGAGUCGUCGUUUGGGCAAAAAAAACGAGAAUGAAAGAUUUGGACGCGCUAAAAUCGUCCUUUCUUUUUCCCGCUUGCCCCUCCCCCGGCACGUGCCGAGCAAGGGGCAUAAAUGGGUACAACACGAGGACUUCCCGGGAGGUCACCCAGCCCAGUUGCGCCAGCCCCAGACAGCUGCUCGCCUUCUUUCGGCAUGUGUCAGCACUCGCCCGCAGUACCUGUCGAGGACCGUCCCUCCCUCGCCCGCAGUGAUCUCCAGUUUUACUCGGUGGGACGCACGCCUGGGAGAUACUUUUCAGCAGCUUUUAGCGUCAGGGACCUGGGCUUGUCGUGAGGACGUCCGAGAGGCCGCCCUAGACCAGAUCUUCCUCCCCAUCCGUCUCGGGGGUUUCGGCAUUCGUCGCAUGGCGCGCAUUGCCCCGCCCAGCCGUCCCCUGGCCCCUUCCGUUUUGACACUCUGUGUCCCCCUUGGCGGGAGCCCCACUCUCCACUCCCCUGUAUGCUCCUUCCCCCCCUUCCCAGCCCGCUGUCCAUCCAGCGCCCUGAUUCAUAGCUCAUCCACACCCCCCCUGCCGCCUCUCUCUCACUUCCCACACCUCCUACUCCCCUCCAGGCAUCGUAUUCCCCACUCCCUACCGUCCCUCCCCCCACCACGCUACUCACCCCCUCCAGGAACUCAGCCCACAGACGCCAGGCCCGGCUCCCCCUCCCCCCUCCCCAUCUCAGGAACGCACAGAUACCUCAACUCCCCCCCCCUCAUACCUCCCUGCCCCGACCAUGCAGCUGCCAUAGCCAUGCCACGCCGGCCCCCCAAUGUGGGAGAGGCCGGCCCUGGUUCAGCCCGACGCUCCAGCAGGACCCAGGGCCGCCCUUCCCCCUAUCCCCCCCCUGCGCCCCCUUCCUAUGUUAAGGGAAAACAGGUCACCCGCGACCAGUCACCCACAGGCGGCACACACACUGACCCCAGAGGUAAAAAACGAGCCAUAGAAGAGACAGGGGCCCAACCACCACCGCACCAGCAGGAACAGGACCGCGAGGGUGCACACCCACGCUCCAAGACCCGGCACAUCCCAUCUGUCCCCCCACAGCCCCCCCCUCCAGGUGGCGAUGACGGUGCAGCCCAGCAGUCCAACGAUUCACCCUCCACCACACCCACCCGCACCCAUACCGAAAAAACUAAAUCACACAAACAAACAGAAGUACCGGACCCAAACCUUGGGAACACAACAGGCCCCACCCCCACUGGGGGGCUGAAAGGUAGAGCAAAGCAGGCCCGACCCGUGCCCGAGAGAGGAGGGGAGGGGAAAGGGAAAGCCAGGGCUCUGUACCUGGACGUGCAUGAGCGUAGCGCCGAGCGUAAGGCCGAGGCGAGCGGGACUGCUGCGGGAAAAAGGGCUGGGGCUGCGGGAGGUACUGCAAGGGAUGCCGUGGGGGCAGCAUGGGAUGCUAGGGGGACACCAAGGGAUACGGCGGGGACAGCAAUGGACACGGUGGGGACAGUAGAGGCUCCUGAAAAGGGCACGUCAGGGGGCGUGACUCUGGCCAGGCAAAGGGCAGAGGCCAUGGAGACAGGUUUUGCAGGAGAAGGGGCUGCAGGACCCGCUGCUGUUUCGGCUGGAGGAACUGCAGCAGGGGAAGCUAUAGGGACCGCAGCAGGUGAGGCCGCACAGACCGCAGCAGGUGAGGCUGCACAGACCGCAGCAGGUGAGGCUGCACAGACCGCAGCAGGUGAGGCUGUAGGGACCACAGCGGGUGAGGCUACAGGAGAGACCAUGGCAGGUGAGGCCGCAGGGACCGCAGCAGGUGAGGCGGCAGGGACCACAGUGGGUGAGGCUGCAGGAGGGACCAUGGCAGGUGAGGCCGCAGGGACCGCAGCAGGUGAGGCCGCAGGGGCCGCAGCAGGUGAGGCUGAGCAGAUUCUAGCAGGUGAGGCUGCACAGACUACAGCAGGUGAGGCCGCAGGGACUGCAGCAGGCAAGGCUGCAGAGACUGCAGCAGGUGAGGCUGCAGGGACCACAGCGGGUGAGGCUGCAGGAGGGACCAUGGCAGGUGAGGCCGCAGGGACCGCAGCAGGUGAGGCUGCAGGGACCGCAGCAGGUGAGGCUGCAGGGGCCGCAGCAGGUGAGGCUGCACAGACUACAGCAGGUGAGGCCGCAGGGACUGCAGCAGGUGAGGCCGCAGGGACUGCAGCAGGUGAGGCUGCAGGGACUGCAGCAGGUGAGGCUGCAGGGACUGCAGCAAGUGAGGCGGCAGGGACCGCGGCAGGUGAGGCUGAGCAGAUUCCGGUAGGCGAGGCUUCACAGACUGCAGCAGGUGAGGCGGCAGGGACUGUAGCAGGAGCGACAGGGGCCACGGUGGGGGCUGGUACAGGGGGAGGUGCUACGGGGGCUGCAGCGGGGAAGGGUGUAACGGGGACUGGUGCGAGGGAGAGUGCCGCCCCGGCUGUAGCAGGAGAGGGUGCGGCAAGGGCCGGAGUGGGAGAGGGGACAGCAGAGGCCUCAAAGGCAGAAGGUGAGGCUGCAGCUGAAGCAGCAGGGAGGGCCAUAGCACGGCCAGUAGGGGCGGCAGGGGCCGCAGCAAGCGCGGUGGAGCACACAGCAGGGCCGGCAGAGACUGCAGAAGGGGCUAGCAGUAAAGAGACAGCAGGUGGGGUGGGCUCGGGGGACAUAGGGGCAACAGGGGGAGGAGAGGCGAGCGAGGUCCCAACCGGGGGGGCCACUGAAGGGGGGGAUGUGAUAGUGAUAGAGGAGGAUGAGGUAGAGGACGGGAUGCACAUCGACGGGCCACUGGCCCACUACCUCACGCUUGACGGCGAGGCUGACUCGGCCCCCCUGCAGCCUCAUGUCAAGGUUCCCCCUCUCCCCCCCAUGCCCAACCCCAUGCUAGCAGAUGGACCGGUGGAGGGGCUGGAGGAGACUUUGAGGACAGAACCUCGCGAGGGAGACCCCAUCCUUACCCCCCGUCCUCCAGCCCACCCCCCCCCAGGAGCACCACUUCCCCACCCCCACCCUCAGGUCCCUGUAGCAUCCUGGGGGGCAGCCAAGGCCCUGGCCUUCUUGGCGGAGCCGUGCUCCCCGACCCCCACGCUGUUCCAUGACCAGCCCCCCUCUCUGUCCCCAACGCCUGACACCACGCUUACAGACGGUCCGCCAGGAGAGCACGCGGGCACGGCGAGGGCAGAGCCUCCUACACCCAGCCCCAUCCUUGCCCCUCACCCCUCCUCGCCCCUUUCCUCUCCCCUAAGAGCAGCACACUCCCGCCCCCACCCUCAGGGGCUCCCUCUAGCAUCACGGGGAGCAGCCAGGGCCCUGGCCUUCUUGGCGGAGCCGUGCUCCCCGACCCCUAACACCAUCCAGUCACCCCCCACCAGCCCACUACCCCCACCCCCUCCAGGUCCUCCCCCACCCGGGGCUAUGCACAUUUCAGAGGUUCAAACCUCAACCCUGCCACACCCGCCUCCAUCCGCGCAUUGCCCCACACCCUACACACACCCAAAUCACCCAACUCGCCACACAACCCCAACCCUCCCACCCUCCUCACACCAACCCCCCCAAGCAUCCAAGUCCCAACCACAAGGACCCCUGCCCCUAGCUCAGGGAGGCGACGACACCAUGGGCGCGGGGCCCACAGGAGGGGUUGCCAGUGGGAGGGGCUCUGGUGCCAACGUACAGCAUGGGGGCACAACCUCUGAACCUCAUUCCCCCCUCAAUCCCCCCCCUUCCACCACGCAGCCACCACAGACCUCACUCCCUCCACCACAAGCACCACGCCCUAACCUCUACAUUGCUCCAGCCCUUCGCCCCCCACCCACAACCCCCGCCUACAGCCUGCCUCACCACGAGUGGCCCCGUUGGGCAGACAUCGCCCCCCACAUACAGCCCACCACGGAGGGUGAUGUCAUGGGGAGAAGAGGGAUGCACACUGAGCUUCCUCUACCUAGCCAACCACCCAUCCUCCCCUCACCCAUCCCCUUAGCCUCUCAGCCCGCCCUUCCCUCACAACCAGACAGGGACAACCAAAACCAGGUUGGCCGUCGACGGAAGAAGAAAGGCAAAGGCGGCAAGGGGCCAGCUCACCUACUCCCCCCUCCCUCCCUUCCCCUCCAGCCGCCCCUCCUCACCCCACAUCCCACUGAACCUGCACCAGGCCCUACCCCUACAUACCAACCACCAAACUCACACCCCCCUCCCGUACCUGCCCCUCCACAGGGCCAUGGGAGCGAUCCAGCCCACUCACCCCCGGGCCGCCUCUCCCUUCCUCUAAACCCCCCCCAGGUGGCGGCAGCCGUGUGCGCUGCCGGGAUGGAGGCCGACGGGAUGAGGGAUGCGCCCAUGGCAGACGCCACCAACUCCCCUUCCCAUGCCUCCCACCCCAUCCAUGUCGACAGCCCCCUACCACAACCCAUGGUCAUUGGGGAGGGCCAAGGGGGCUUUCUAGGGCAGGGUCCACACCCGGGCUCUGCUCAGCCAGCACGCCCCACCCCACCCUCUACCCUGCCAGCCCUCCUACCCUCACCAGCAGGCAGGCAGGUCACCGGGACCCCAGAGGAGGUGAGGGCUGCCAUCUCAGAUCUGCUGGCGAUACAGAGCCCGAGCAGCCCCCCGGCUGCCCCCACCCUACCAGUCCCACAGGUCCGGACCCGGACGUAUGCGGAGGUCACCCGUUCUGUCCCUUCUUUCAACCCCCCCACUACUCAGCCAGGCGCGUCACUCCCGUCCCCGAUGGAGACGGACCUGGUUCCGAGGCCGUGUCAUUCGCACCUAGACGUGGCGGCGCCUCCCCCCGUUCAGCCCGUUGCCGACACACUACCCGCGACGCAGGAGGGCACCAACAUUAGGGAUGAGGCAUCGGCCCCUGCCGAGACCCCUCCGCCUGGGGUAGCAGAGCCGCCACUUGGACCGCACCCCGCCGAGGGACAGGGGCACACCACGGCACACACUUCUGGCUCACCUCCACGUCCCCCCCCCCUAGCUUCGGGACCGGUACCGCCACGAGGCCCAGCCCCAUCCUGUGUGGCACCACCUUUAUCUUGUCCGACACCCCCCCUGCACGGGGCCGGCGAGUCCUCUCCUCCCCUUAUCCCAGGUGAUCCUCUUGGAGUUCAGGCCGCCCAUGGGGUCCCCUCUACAGCCAGUUCCGACGCCACGGCCCCGAUCGACCCCACCGACACGGCGACGUCACCCGACCAGGUCGUGAGAUGCCCCACCUGCAGGAGCUCUCUCGCGAACCGACGCGCGCUUCAGCACCACACGCCCUUCUGCCAUCCUGCGGACGCAGCUCGUAGGGCACAGGCCCUCCACGACACCUCAUCUGUCCUCCCAUCCCUCUCGGAGCCACAGGGGACGAGGACGCAUUUCACAGAUGCACAGUGGCAGACGUUGGACUCCUUCGACUGGUCGGAGUAUUUCUCGCCAGAGCGCACCCACGCCCGCCCUCUCCGACGCAUUCCAACUAGGGUUCGCGGAGGAUAUCUUGACGUCCUCUGCACGAUCUUAGCCCGUGUAUCCCAGUAUCCCGAGGCUCCGGGCCCUACCUUCCUCCUCGCCGCUGCACCCACACUUCUCCUCACGCAGGCGACCCCGCCAGACCGCUCGCACACGACUGCCAUCGCAGCACGGGUCUCCCGCUUCAUGCGAGGUGAGUGGAUAGAGCUACUCUCUGAGGCCCUGAUCCGUCGCACCCCCCUUCCUCGACGCACAUCCCGGCGCGCACGUCCGGUCGCCACCCAGUCCACCGCAGAUGAGCGUCGCAUUGCACGUUGCCUCCGUCUGGCGGCGUGCAAUGAGACCUCACGGGCCUGCACGGCUCUUGAGUCCGCGGAGGCCGCCCCAGAUACACAGGGGACGACGCAGCGCCUGAAGUCGAAGCACCCCAACGCGGAGAGGCCGACCCCAGCUUGGCUGUCGGACUACCAGGGGACUGCUCUCGUCGCACGCCGGGGAUUCACUGUGACGGGCGUGCCGGUGGGUACCGUUUCGUUUGUGGAGCGCAGCGUCCCGGAUCGUCUCGAGAAGAUGGGGCGGGUGCUACCUUGGCUUCCGAGGUUGCGCCAGCCCCAGACAGCUGCUCGCCUUCUUUCGGCAUGUGUCAGCACUCGCCCGCAGUACCUGUCGAGGACUGUCCCUCCCUCACCCGCAGUGCUCUCCAGCUUCGCAUGCUGGGACGCACACCUGGGAGAGUCUUUUCAGCAGCUUUUAGCGUCAGGGACAUGGGCAUGCCGCGAGGACGUCAAAGAUGCCGCCAGCGACCAGAUCUUCCUCCCCAUCCGCCUUGGGGGUUUCGGCAUUCGUCGCAUGGAGCGCAUUGCCCCG